Molecule: messenger RNA, 258 nt
Organism: Camelina sativa (false flax)
Lineage: Eukaryota; Viridiplantae; Streptophyta; Magnoliopsida; Brassicales; Brassicaceae
Source: RefSeq, a predicted model, not a curated record
AUGCAAAUCAUGUGGGCAACGAUCAUGUUAGUUUUGAUAAUAGUAUUAUCAAAAUCUAUAGAAACAAAGGGAAACGAGAAAGUAAAUGAUCUUGCGCUAAACGCAUUGAAGCACUUUGAAAGCAAGAAGGUCACAAAAGUGUGUUGUAAAAUCCUACUCAGUCUUCCAGAAGACUGUUUUGGUACUUUGUUACCUGUGCGGUGGAUCUAUGAUGCUGUACUUAAAACUGCCUGCAGAGCACUAGGUUAUCCCAAAUAA